AUGUUUCACGCAGGUACGCCAGAUGAAUCCACAGAAGAACCUACGUGCGAAGAAACUGAGGAAGGUACGCCAGGUGAAUCCACAGAAGAACCUACGUGCGAAGAAACUGAGGAAGGUACGUCAGGUGAAUCCACAGAAGAAACUACACCGGAGAAAAGCGGGAAAGGUACGCCAGUUGAACCCACAGAAGAAACUACACCGACGAAAGCGAGGAAGGUACGCCAGUUGAACCCACAGAAGAAUCUACACCCGACGAAAGCGAGGAAGGUACGCCAGGGGAAACCACAGAAGAUCAUACGUGCGAAGAAACUGAGGAAGGUACGCCAGUUGAACCCACAGAAGAAACUACACCCGACGAAAGCGAGGAAGGUACGUCAGUUGAACCCACAGAAGAAACUACACCCGACGAAAGCGAGGAAGGUACGCCAGUUGAACCCACAGAAGAAACUACACCGAGCGAAAGCGAGGAAG
Stegodyphus dumicola is the source of this 471-nucleotide messenger RNA. RefSeq lists its product as uncharacterized. The record is from RefSeq and is a predicted model, not a curated record. Lineage: Eukaryota; Metazoa; Arthropoda; Arachnida; Araneae; Eresidae.